This is a messenger RNA of Manis javanica (Malayan pangolin), 891 nucleotides long. The record is from RefSeq and is a predicted model, not a curated record. NCBI's taxonomy places the organism in Eukaryota, Metazoa, Chordata, Mammalia, Pholidota, Manidae.
UUGCUCCUUCAGGACAUGAACUUAAAUCAUAGGAUGUUGAGUUUGAAGCGUUUGCAUGAAAAAGUGAAUAUCAUUUCACUUAUUGCCAAAGCAGACACACUCACACGAGAGGAAUGCCAACAGUUUAAAAAACAGAUAAGGAAAGAAAUCCAAGAACAUAAAAUUAAAAUAUAUGAGUUUCCAGAGUCAGAUGAAGAAGAAAAUAAGCUUGUUAAAAAGAUAAAAGACCGUUUACCUCUUGCUGUGGUAGGUAGUAAUACUAUCAUUGAAUUUAAUGGCGAAAGGAUGAGAGGAAGACAAUGUCCUUGGGGUGCUGCUGAAAUUGAAAAUGGUGAACAUUGUGAUUUUACAAGUCUAAGAAAUAUGUUGAUAAGAACACACACGCAGGACUUGAAAGAUGUCACUAAUAAUGUACACUAUGAAAACUACUGGAGCAGAAAACUGGCAGCUAUGACUUAUAAUGGAGUUGAUAAUGACAAGAAUAAAGGGCAGCUUACUAAGAGCCCUCUUGCACAAAUGGAAGAAGAAAAAAGGGCACACGUAGCUAAGAUGAAGAAAAUGGAGAUGGAGAUGGAGCAGGUGUUUGAGAUGAUGGUCAAAGAAAAAAUUCAAGAACUGGACUCUGAACCUGAGCUCCAAAGGCACCAUGAGCAAAUGAAAAAGAAUCUGGAAGCCCAGCACAAAGAAUUAGAGGAAAAAUGUCAUCAGUUUGAAGAUGAGAAAGCAAACCUGGGAAGCCCAACAACGUAUUUUAGAACAACAGAACUAACUCUUCAAGGACCUUGGAAAAGAACAGAAGGGGAAGAUCUUUUAAAUCCUCAAUUGACCACCACUUACGUAUUAGUGGCCAGUAUGCCAGCUUGGACAUCUGUGUUUGUUGGAUCCGUUUGA